Salvelinus namaycush (lake trout) is the source of this 3140-nucleotide messenger RNA. RefSeq names its product transforming growth factor beta receptor type 3-like. The transcript is spliced from 16 exons. Bases 155 to 2725 code for a protein of 856 amino acids. The record is from RefSeq and is a predicted model, not a curated record. NCBI's taxonomy places the organism in Eukaryota, Metazoa, Chordata, Actinopteri, Salmoniformes, Salmonidae.
CUCCUGUGAGGUUUCUCUCCACUGACUGACUGUGUGGUGGAAGAAGGGUUGUCCUUGUAAAGAACCAGGAGGAAGGAAGGCCGUCCAGUGGAUACAUCCUGUCCUCUUCUGGAUAAGCUGUAGGCCAGUUCUACUACAGUAUAACUGCAGCAUUAUGAUGCCAGACAGACCCAUUUUACCCCUGUUUCUCCUGGCGUUCUGCUGCUCAGCAUUUGCAGGUCCGUUGUCUCGUAGCCCGUGUGAGCUGCUGCCAGUAGGUGUAGGCCACCCGGUGCAGGCUCUGCUGAAGAGCUUCACGGCCCUGUCAGGCUGUGCCUCCCGUGGAACCACGGGUCUACCACAGGAGGUUCACAUCAUCAACCUGAGGGGCAGCAGCCCUGAGGGGUCAAACGGCACACAUCCAGAGGUGGAGCUGCAUCUGAAGCCCAUCCAGUCCCUGCUGGUUCACCAGAAGCCCCUGGUGUUUGUGCUAAACUCCCCCCAGCCUGUGGUCUGGGACAUCAGGACAGAGAAACUAGCCCUAGGCAUUAAACACACCUUCCAUGUAUCUGGGGGAUCUGAUGUCCACUUCCCUCCAGGGAACUUCUCCCUCCACUGUCAUGUUCAGAAGGAGGUACUUCCCCAUGGCAACGAGCACCUCCUCAACUGGGCCACCAAGAAGUACAGAGCCGUUACCUCCUUCUCCGAACUCAAGAUUGCCCUGGACAUCUACAUCAAAGUGGGAGAAGAUCCAGUGUUCUCCGAUACUUGCAAGAUUGACAACAAGUUCCUCUCUCUGAACUACCUAGCUGGCUACGUAGAGUCCCAGGCCUCUAAAGGCUGUGUCCUGUCUGGACCAGACCAGGACCAAGAGGUCCACAUCAUCGAGCUGCAAGCACCCAACUCUAGUAGUGCGUUCCAGGUGGAUGUGAUCGUUGAUCUGAGGCCGUUGGGGGCAGAUGUUCUGUUGCCUCGUGACAUCGUGCUGCUGCUGAAGUGUCAGAAGUCUGUCAACUGGGUCAUCAAGGCUCACAGCAUCAGCGGGAAACUGAAUGUAGUGACGCCAGAUACCAUCAGUCUGAGCCCCAACACAGAGAGGCUGAUGGAGGUGUCUAGGACCCCUAAGCACCACCUCCCGUCUGGCUCUCAGGCCUUGAUCAAGUGGGCAGAGGAUCAUGGUUACGGACCGGUCACCACCUACACCCACACACCUGUAGCUAACACCUUUAACCUGAGGCUCAGGGAGCCAGAACUCUCCAUCUUACGGGACACCAACCCCAUCCUCUCUGGUGGUCAGGGUGGUGCUGCCCCACACUCCGGUGGCCUGCCCUUCACCUUCCCCUUCCCCCCGCUCAUGGAGCAGGGCCUGCCCUACCUGUCCCUGCCCCCCUCCCUGGAUGACCGGCCUUGGCUGGGAGGGGAGCAGGGUGGGGAGCCUGAGGAGCAGCAGGGGACCCUCAGUGUUGGUCUCAGUGUUCAGUGUGAGGAGAGCAGGAUAGUGGUCUGCAUCGACCGAGAGACUCUGCAGGCCAACGGUUACGCUAAUGUCAACCUGACUCUUCAAGACCCAGAAUGCAAAGCAACGGUCAACUCCACCCACUACACAUUGGUGACCCCAUUGGAGGGCUGUCAGACCACCAAGUACCCCAUGCACCCCGGUCCUAUGGUCCUCUACAUCAACUCAAUCCUGAUAAGUCACGAUGAGCCUAAGGAUGGGAGUGGUGUUCCCCUGGAUUACGAUGAUCUAGAGUCCGGAGACGUUACUUUCCCUUGGGAGACAGAGGCGCUGGAGAGGGCUGCUUUCCUGGAGCCCACCACGGGGCCUGAUCACAGGUCAUCCAUUCUGUUCAACUGCACCUACAGGAAGAACCAGGACACUCUAGGAGGAUCAGGAUCGUUCCCUCGUAUUGCCCCGGCAGCAAAGGAACCGCUCAGCACCGACGUCAUGUUCAACAUGGAGCUGUACAACACCCAUCUCUUCCGUUAUCCGUCUACCCAGGCCUUCCAUACCGUCUCCAAAAAUAAACAGGUCUUUGUAGAGAUUGGAGCCUUCAAAGUCGACCCAGAUCUUGGCUUCAUGAUCCAGACCUGCUUCAUCUCUGCCAACUCAAACCCCAACAUCGCGUCAGACUAUACCCUGAUCGAGAAUAUCUGCCCUACAGACGACACCGUCAAAUACUACAGUCAGAGAGACCUACCUAUCUCCCACUCCCAGACCGACAGGAAGAGGUUCAGCUUCACCUUCAACUCACACUUCAAUGGAUCGUUGCUCUUCCUGCACUGUGAAAUGUCCGUUUGCUCUAAGAGACCCCACAAUAACCAGGGACUGGCAAUGUGUAUCCAACCGGACGAGGCUUGUACGUCUGUCAACGGAGAGAUCAUCCUAGCCAUGAUGAUGAACACCAGGACUUCUACCAAGACCCUAGUGGUGGUGGAUGAACAUGACACAGAGGAGGAGGAACCUGUUCAUCCCACCCUCACGACAUCACACGACCCUGCUGACCCCCUAGGGGAAACCAUCUUGUAUGUGUUGGACACUCCAACCGUGGUUGGGAUCGCCUUCGCUGCAUUUGUGAUCGGUGCCCUGUUGACCGGAGCCCUGUGGUUCAUCUACUCUCAUACAGGUGAUACAGCUGGGCGACAGCAGCCCCUGAAGCCCCAACCCCCAUCCUCAGAGAACAGCGGUGCGGCCCACAGUAUUGGCAGCACACAAAGCACGCCCUGUUCAAGCAGCAGUACAGCAUAGCCCAGAGGCCAGGCCAAGGCCAUUGGAAAGGAGCCCGACGGGGAGCCCCCUACCCCCCUACAGGGCUACAGGAAGGGCUACACGGGUCACAGGGAACUGGGUUUGUUGACACUUGUUUCCCCUCUGGAUGAAAGGAAUUAUUUUGGGAUGCUUUGUGAAAACAAAGAAGAAGGAUGAUUUAUUAAAGAAGAAAAUAAGAAUAAAAGGAUAAAAAAGGAUUUUGUAAAAUACUAAAAAACAAUAACACCCGUUAAUGUCCCUGGUUAAUUCAAUUUAUUUCAACACAAGUCAUUAAGGCUGUGUGACAGAAAUGCUGUACUACAAGGACUGGUCUGAGAGCGAAACAGUACUAGGGUUGUUCCACCAAUUCGGUGCCUUUUGAGAAGUGUAACUUGGUCCAAAGAAACGUUGAUUU